This is a messenger RNA of Acanthaster planci (crown-of-thorns starfish), 1944 nucleotides long. Its product is annotated as tubulin beta-4B chain-like. Gene Ontology annotation, molecular function: structural constituent of cytoskeleton; GTPase activity; GTP binding. NCBI's taxonomy places the organism in Eukaryota, Metazoa, Echinodermata, Asteroidea, Valvatida, Acanthasteridae. Gene Ontology annotation, biological process: microtubule-based process. The record is from RefSeq and is a predicted model, not a curated record. Gene Ontology annotation, cellular component: microtubule.
CGAGCCAUCUUAAAUCCUCUUAAGUUUUUGGCUUCAAUUAUCUUGAUUUGACUCAUUUGAGGGAAUUAAAACUAUUGAUUUGAUUGCAAAGAGGGAAUGUAUUAUUUCUGUGAAGGCCUAACGCGCCCCUAACGUUAACUGUUGAAUUGAAUAGUUGAAUAACUCCAUGCCAUGGUUGAACGAAGCACAAACAGUUCCUAAGUUUCCCGCCAAAAUAAGACCGGAGAGGCUUCAGUCUGAUCUCUCCGUGGUCUGAUGGCUUGACAGAUGUUGCAACUAAUGUAGGGCCUACUUUUCAGUGGUCAAAAACAGUGUUGGCAGUAAACCUUUUCUACAUUUGCCUUAAUUCGACGAAAAUGGCAAGGCCUAACUGAAUUCUUUCUUUGCGUGCUGUUCGCUCCGGAUGCAUGUCUGCGCCGCCCCGGCCCCGGCGGCCUAUUCGAAAUGAUAGGCCCCAGGCUUGGCCCGGAGAUACCUACACUGAAGUGGAAGCUUGACGCAUCAUUUCUUCUCCUAGCCUACUUACCUUGCAACUGAUUGAGGGACUGCCAUGCUUGCCUCCAAAAUGGCUGCUGCUUUAACACAGUUGAUAGUCCGGGGUCAUUCAUCAUGCGUGAGAUUGUGCAUAUCCAGGCUGGGCAGUGCGGGAACCAGAUUGGAGCAAAGUUCUGGGAGGUGAUCUCUGAUGAGCAUGGCAUUGAUCCAACUGGUACCUACGUUGGAGACUCUGAAUUACAACUGGAGCGAAUUAGUGUCUACUACAAUAGAGCUACGGGUGGCAAAUAUGUACCCCGAGCCGUACUGGUCGACCUGGAGCCAGGCACCAUGGACUCUGUCCGCUCUGGUCCAUUUGGUCAGAUCUUUAGACCCGACAACUUUGUCUUUGGACAGAGUGGAGCUGGAAACAACUGGGCCAAGGGUCAUUACACCGAGGGGGCGGAGCUUGUAGACACUGUACUGGAUGUUGUGCGGAAGGAAGCAGAGAGCUGUGAUUGCCUGCAGGGUUUCCAACUGACGCAUUCCCUUGGUGGCGGCACUGGCUCAGGCAUGGGAACACUUCUCAUCAGCAAGAUCCGUGAGGAGUACCCAGACCGCAUCAUGAAUACCUUCAGUGUUGUCCCUUCCCCCAAGGUGUCAGACACCGUGGUGGAGCCAUACAAUGCGACACUGUCUGUCCACCAGCUUGUAGAAAAUACAGACGAGACCUACUGCAUCGACAAUGAAGCUCUUUAUGACAUCUGUUUCCGCACCCUGAAGUUGACCACCCCAACCUACGGCGAUCUCAACCACCUUGUGUCCGCUACCAUGAGUGGUGUUACCACCUGCCUGAGGUUCCCUGGUCAACUCAAUGCCGACCUUCGCAAGCUGGCUGUCAACAUGGUGCCUUUCCCUCGUCUCCACUUUUUCAUGCCUGGUUUUGCUCCCCUGACCAGCAGAGGCAGCCAGCAGUACCGUGCAUUAACAGUUUCCGAGCUGACCCAGCAGAUGUUCGAUGCCAAGAACAUGAUGGCUGCAUGUGACCCUCGUCAUGGCCGCUACCUGACUGUGGCUGCCGUCUUCCGGGGUAUCAUGUCCAUGAAGGAUGUCGAUGAGCAGAUGCUGAAUGUGCAGAACAAGAAUAGCAGCUACUUCGUGGAAUGGAUCCCCAACAACGUCAAGACCGCUGUCUGCGACAUCCCGCCACGAGGCCUCAAGAUGUCUGCCACCUUCAUCGGCAACAGCACAGCCAUCCAGGAGCUGUUCAAGCGCAUCUCUGAGCAGUUUACCGCUAUGUUCAGGCGCAAGGCUUUCCUGCAUUGGUACACCGGCGAGGGUAUGGAUGAGAUGGAGUUCACCGAGGCUGAGAGCAACAUGAACGACUUGGUGUCUGAGUACCAGCAGUAUCAAGAAGCAACAGCUGAUGAUGACGGCGAUUAUGACGAAGAGGAAGAAGAGGAGGAUGAA